AUGUCUGACUACGAUGUUGUUCCUGGCACUGUCUACUUGGUAGAGGGCUCUCGCCAGGCUGGCGCUCCUCGCGACAUCUUGCUUUUGCCGACGCCGUCUUCAGAUCUCAUGGAUCCACUGCGAUGGUCCAAAUGGCGAAAAGCCUACCAUUUAUUCUUGCUAGUAGCCUACUCCUCCCUCCUCGGCGCUCUCACAAACUGGGAAUCCGUAAUCUACCUCAACCUAACCGAAGCCUACCGCACCCCCAUAACAAACCUCAACAUCGGCCAAGCCAUCACGCUCCUCCUCCUCGGCGUCGGGAACGUCUUCUUCGUACCCCUCUCCAACAAACUCGGCCGCCGCUCCAUCUACAUCUGGACUCUCGUCCUCGUCCUCGCCUCCGAGAUCUGGAUGAUCUUCUCGCGCAGCAUCGGGGAUUACCAGGGCGCGCACGUCAUUCUGGGCCUAGGGGCCGCGCCCUUUGAGGCGUUGGUUGCGAUUUCGAUCUCGGAUGUCUAUUUUGCGCAUGAGAGGGGUUCGAAGUUGGGGUAUUAUGUUUUUGGGUUGGCGUUUGGAUCCUUUGUUGGACCGAUUUGUGCGGGCUACAUGACUGUUGAUCAGGGGUGGAGGUGGAUUUAUCAAUGGGGUGCGAUUUUGACUGGGGCGCUGCUGGUGUUGUUUUACUUCACGUUCGAGGAGACGCACUUUGUCCGCUCUUUCGAUGCCCAGGAAGGUCAAGUCGUGUCCCUGGAGAACGUCGGGGAUGAACAGCGUCGUAGAUCUCUUGGCUCUGCCUCCUUGAAAGUGAAGGAGAUGGACAAAGAUGUCGGCGCUGAGCUGCAGAGAGAAACUACACGUGGCCUCAUAGCAGGCGAAGUCUUCGAGUCCGACUCCUGGACCCUCCAAUUUACCCUCUGGAAGAUCUUCCCUCACUCCUGGAUCGAAGUAUGCCGAGAAUUCUACCGUCCACUCCAACUCUCGAUGUUCCCAGCCGUCCUCUGGUGCGGCAUCAACUACGGCACCUGUGUCUCCUGGCUCGCUGUAAUGGGAACCACGAUAGCCGAAGUCUUCGCCCGACCGCCCUACCUCUUUUCCAGCAGCGACCUCGGCCUCAUCUGGAUCUUCCCCAUGAUCGGCUCCCUCUUCGGCGCAUACUUCUCAGGACCUCUCAACGACCGUCUGACUCUGUACCUCAGCACCCGCAAUCGCGGCUGGAGGGAGCCCGAGUUCCGCCUCUGGGCUUUCAUCCCCAGCGCGCUGAUCAUGCCCUGCGGCCUUGUCAUGUAUGGCGUCACAUCCGCUCAUGGCUUGCAUUGGAUCGUGCCUAUCAUUGGUACGGGCUUCGUUGGCUUUGGACUGAGUGUCGGUGGGACGGUCUCGAUUGCGUAUAUCGUCGAUUGCUACAAGGACAUCGAUACGCAAGCCGUCACAACGAUCAUUCUGAUCAGGAAUAUUGUGGGGUUUGCCAUCACCUGGGGCAUCCAGCCAUGGAUUGAUGGCAUGGGUCAGCAGAACGCGUUUAUUCUGGUUGGUGUGCUGAGCUUUGUAAUCACGGGUUUUGCUGUGGUAUUCAUUGCUUUUGGGAAGGCUUUCAGGAGGUUGAUGGCGAAGAGGUAUGCUGGACUUGCUGCCGAGGCGGCAAGGAUGAGUGGGUGA
Messenger RNA from Zasmidium cellare ATCC 36951, 1635 nucleotides. RefSeq lists its product as uncharacterized. Lineage: Eukaryota; Fungi; Ascomycota; Dothideomycetes; Mycosphaerellales; Mycosphaerellaceae. The coding region runs from base 1 to 1635 and encodes 544 amino acids. The record is from RefSeq and is a predicted model, not a curated record. Gene Ontology annotation, biological process: transmembrane transport. The transcript is spliced from 4 exons. Gene Ontology annotation, molecular function: transmembrane transporter activity.